Messenger RNA from Lampris incognitus (smalleye Pacific opah), 2949 nucleotides. RefSeq names its product calphotin-like. The record is from RefSeq and is a predicted model, not a curated record. The coding region runs from base 1 to 2949 and encodes 982 amino acids. NCBI's taxonomy places the organism in Eukaryota, Metazoa, Chordata, Actinopteri, Lampriformes, Lampridae. The transcript has a single exon. Gene Ontology annotation, biological process: transmembrane transport. Gene Ontology annotation, cellular component: membrane.
AUGACUGUAGCGGUAAUCACUGUGGUGGUGAUGCCUGCGGCGGCGGUGAUCACUGUAGUGGCGAUGCCUGUAGUUGUCAUCACUGUACUGGUAAUCACUGUGGUGGUGAUGCCUGUGGUGACAGUGGUCACCACAGGCAUCACCACCACAGGCAUCACCUGGCCUGUAGUGCUAAUCAGUUUGGAGGUGAUGACUGAUUACCACCACAGGCAUCACCACUACAAUGAUUACCACCACAGGCAUCACCACUACAGUGAUCACAUUGUAGUGGUGAUGCCUGUAGUUGUGAUCACUGUACUGGUAAUCACUGUAGUGGUGAUGCCUGUAGUUGUGAUCACUGUACUGGUAAUCACUGUAGUGGUGAUGCCUGUAGUUGUCAUCACUGUACUGGUAAUCACUGUAGUGGUGAUGCCUGUAGUUGUCAUCACUGUACUGGUAAUCACUGUGGUGGUGAUGCCUGUAGUUGUCAUCACUGUAGCGGUAAUCACUGUGGUGGUGAUGCCUGUAGUUGUCAUCACUGUAGUGGUAAUCACUGUGGUGGUGAUGCCUGUAGUUGUCAUCACUGUAGCGGUAAUCACUGUGGUGGUGAUGCCUGUAGUUGUCAUCACUGUACUGGUAAUCACUGUAGUGGUGAUGCCUGUAGUUGUCAUCACUGUACUGGUAAUCACUGUGGUGGUGAUGCCUGUAGUUGUCAUCACUGUAGCGGUAAUCACUGUGGUGGUGAUGCCUGCGGCGGCGGUGAUCACUGUAGUGGCGAUGCCUGUAGUUGUCAUCACUGUAGUGGUGAUGCCUGUAGUUGUCAUCACUGUAGUGGUGAUCACUGUAGUGGUGAUGCCUGUAGUUGUCAUCACUGUACUGGUGAUCACUGUAGUGGUGAUGCCUGUAGUCGUCAUCACUGUACUGGUAAUCACUGUGGUGGUGAUGCCUGCGGCGGCGGUGAUCACUGUAGUGGCGAUGCCUGUAGUUGUCAUCACUGUAGUGGUGAUGCCUGUAGUCGUCAUCACUGUACUGGUAAUCACUGUGGUGGUGAUGCCUGCGGCGGCGGUGAUCACUCUAGUGGCGAUGCCUGUAGUUGUCAUCACUGUAGUGGUGAUCACUGUGGUGGUGAUGCCUGUAGUUGUCAUCACUGUAGUGGUGAUCACUGUGGUGGUGAUGCCUGUAGUUGUCAUCACUGCAGUGGUGAUCACUGUGGUGGUGAUGCCUGCAGCGGCGGUGAUGCGUGUAGUGGCGAUGCCUGUAGUUGUCAUCACUGUAGUGGUAAUCACUGUGGUGGUGAUGCCUGCGGCGGCGGUGAUCACUGUACUGGUGAUCACUGUAGUGGCGAUGCCUGUAGUUGUCAUCACUGUGGUGGUGAUGCCUGUAGUUGUCAUCACUGUAGUGGUGUUCACUGUGGUGGUGAUGCCUGUAGUUGUCAUCACUGUAGUGGUGAUCACUGUGGUGGUGAUGCCUGUAGUUGUCAUCACUGUAGUGGUAAUCACUGUAGUGGUGAUGCCUGUAGUUGUCAUCACUGUAGUGGUGAUCACUGUGGUGGUGAUGCCUGUAGUUGUCAUCACUGUAGCGGUAAUCACUGUGGUGGUGAUGCCUGCGGCGGCGGUGAUCACUGUAGUGGCGAUGCCUGUAGUUGUCAUCACUGUAGUGGUGAUGCCUGUAGUUGUCAUCACUGUAGUGGUGAUCACUGUAGUGGUGAUGCCUGUAGUUGUCAUCACUGUACUGGUGAUCACUGUAGUGGUGAUGCCUGUAGUCGUCAUCACUGUACUGGUAAUCACUGUGGUGGUGAUGCCUGCGGCGGCGGUGAUCACUCUAGUGGCGAUGCCUGUAGUUGUCAUCACUGUAGUGGUGAUCACUGUGGUGGUGAUGCCUGUAGUUGUCAUCACUGUAGUGGUGAUCACUGUGGUGGUGAUGCCUGUAGUUGUCAUCACUGCAGUGGUGAUCACUGUGGUGGUGAUGCCUGCGGCGGCGGUGAUGCGUGUAGUGGCGAUGCCUGUAGUUGUCAUCACUGUAGUGGUAAUCACUGUGGUGGUGAUGCCUGCGGCGGCGGUGAUCACUGUACUGGUGAUCACUGUAGUGGCGAUGCCUGUAGUUGUCAUCACUGUGGUGGUGAUGCCUGUAGUUGUCAUCACUGUAGUGGUGUUCACUGUGGUGGUGAUGCCUGUAGUUGUCAUCACUGUAGUGGUGAUCACUGUGGUGGUGAUGCCUGUAGUUGUCAUCACUGUAGUGGUGAUCACUGUGGUGGUGAUGCCUGCGGCGGCGGUGAUCACUGUGGUGGUGAUGCCUGUAGUUGUCAUCACUGUAGUGGUGAUCACUGUGGUGGUGAUGCCUGUAGUUGUCAUCACUGUAGUGGUAAUCACUGUGGUGGUGAUGCCUGUAGUUGUCAUCACUGUAGUGGUAAUCACUGUGGUGGUGAUGCCUGCGGCGGCGGUGAUCACUGUACUGGUGAUCACUGUAGUGGCGAUGCCUGUAGUUGUCAUCACUGUGGUGGUGAUGCCUGUAGUUGUCAUCACUGUAGUGGUGAUCACUGUGGUGGUGAUGCCUGUAGUUGUCAUCACUGUAGUGGUGAUCACUGUGGUGGUGAUGCCUGCGGUGGCGGUGAUCACUGUGGUGGUGAUGCCUGUAGUUGUCAUCACUGUAGUGGUGAUCACUGUGGUGGUGAUGCCUGUAGUUGUCAUCACUGUAGUGGUGAUCACUGUGGUGGUGAUGCCUGCGGCGGCGGUGAUCACUGUGGUGGUGAUGCCUGUAGUUGUCAUCACUGUAGUGGUAAUCACUGUGGUGGUGAUGCCUGCGGCGGCGGUGAUGCGUGUAGUGGCGAUGCCUGUAGUUGUCAUCACUGUAGUGGUAAUCACUGUGGUGGUGAUGCCUGUAGUUGUCAUCACUGUAGUGGUAAUCACUGUGGUGGUGAUGCCUGCGGCGGCGGUGAUGCCUGAUGCCUGUGUGCCAUCUUGGUGUCAAUGA